AUGAGGCACAAGCCGCGGGACCCUUUCGGGUGGUUGUGCAUGGGCGGAACAGGGGAAUGUGCAGCAUCAGACAUAAGUGUCACCCGAACCAGCAACAUAAGACAACGGCUUGGAAACGCACAGUUGCCAAGGCACGAUGGCUUGGCCCGAUAGAUUACUUUGGUGACUUGGCUAAUCGACGUCUAUUGCAGGAGUUCCCGCCUUCGCAGUUUAGCAAUUAAUUGUGAGUUUGCAGUUUCAUGUUCAACUGGCAACAAUGCAUACUGCAAAGCCCAGGAUGGUGGUCCCAUAUGGCCUCAAGACUCUACUUGAAGGAGUGAGCAGAGCAGUUCUCAAAGCUAGUCCCUCCAACAUCACUGAGUUUGCUGCUGAGUAUUUCAAAGAACUGAUAGUUUUUCGAGAAGAACAUCCUAAUCUGGAUAUCAAAGAACUGGUGAGAGAAUUUCAUAUGACAAGAGUGGAGGGAUGGGCAGAAGGACCAGGAGCAGCAACACAGGUGCCCCGUUCUAAAAGGGCAGAUGUUGGAGAUGCAUUUCGGUCAGAUCUUGACACAAUUCCAAUUCAUGAUGAACCCAGACGGAAGGAGAAAUCGACUGACACAGAAGAGGACCAGAUAAGCGAAGAGUCUCGUGAACUGAGCACCAAAACUACUCAAUUCCCAUCUAUUGUUGACGAAUUUGUAGAAAAGUCUGGGGACGACAAGGGAGCAGGACUUGCCUAUAUCCCGGCUGAUCCAGCUCAGCUAGCAGCACAAAUGCUAGGUAAUGUUGAAACGAUGGGUACUGAGCCUGAGAUGAAGGAUGUGGCCAUCUCUGUGCAGACCCUUCCCACAUUGUCCCACACUGCCAGCGAGGCAAUGGCCGCGAUUGCACUUGGCCAACCAGCUGCUCCAGAACCUGCCCCAGAGCCUGCCCCAGAGCCUGCCCCUGAGCCUGCCCCUGAGCCUGCCCCAGCAGAAACAGAACCUGCUGAAGAAGAAGCACCUGCCCCAGCAGAAGCAGGACCUGCUGAAGCAGAAGCAGAACCUGCUGAGGCAGAAGCAGAACCUGCUGAAGCAGAAGCAGAACCUGCUGAGGCAGAAGCAGGACCUGCUGAGGCAGAAACAAAACCUGCUGAGGCAGAAGCAGAACCUGCUGAGGCAGAAGCAGAACCUGCCCUAGCGGAAGCAGAACCUGCCCCAGAGGAAGCAGAACCCGCCCCAGAGGAAGGGGAAGCUGCCCCAGAGGAAGGGGAAGUUGCCCCAGAGGAAGUAGAAAACAGAACCUCUGCACCUUCUCUCAGGGCUGGAUCAAUCACUCAAAGUCAGAGCUCCGUCCAGGAGGAAGUAGCUACCUUGGGCAGCCAGGGGGAGCAGCCACCUGCUGACCUAGUAGAACAAGCUUCCUCAGAUCCCUUGCAGGAAGGAGAGCCACCCCCGCCGCUACCACCACCGCCUCUUGAUAAAGACCUGUUGCAGGCAGAGGGUUGCCCAAGUGAAAUUGAGCUCACAUCAGACAUACACAUCACACCCGUGGGUGAUGAUGACCCCAACGCUGGUGGAGAGCCUGUACCACCACCUUAUGUAGAGCAGUUUCCACAGCAGAUAGUCAUUCCUUUCGUAGACACAGUAGCCUGUCUCUUAGAUCCACUAACGGCUUCACUAAAUUCAGGCCAGUUUACUAGUAUUCUAGAUCCAUCUGCAGAUGAUGCAGAAUGUGACCCUGACAGAAUGGAUACUACAGAGCAACUGAAAUCAACUGACCCAGGUUUUGUUAUGUCAGUUGCCAUACCUCUGGAAGAUGUGAUGAAUGGGAAGAUGGGCUCAGGAGCUGGGGAUAAAGCAGCUUUUGCAGGCAGUUAUGGUAUAGCAGGAGAAAUCACAUUUACGACUGCCUCUGUACGCAGGACAGAAUAGCAAAACGAUUGAGAAGAGGUGCUGUCCAACAUUUCACCCCAGAAUGGAAAGCUGCAUCUUUAAUUUAAAAUUGAUUAACUACUAGUACAAGCAAUAAAAACAGUACAAGGAAUCUGAAUCUAAAGACAUUUUUUCCCUAUGGCUAAAGACUGGUAGCCAAGUAGCAUAAAAUUAAAACCAGGAGUUUCCUUAAGCUGAUUUUCUAUACAAACUAAAAAUUUAAAAAUGAUUGCUAGCAAAAACAUGGAACUUCAGACACCUUCAGCAGAAAUAUAUUAUUAGACUAUUUAUUAGAAUUGUGGAAAAUUUUGAAGCCUUGUGUGUAUAUAAUUUAUCAGUAAUACAACAAAUCUACUUCGAAGUAGCAAAAUAGAAAACAGUGUUUCAGGAAUGAGAAUGAGAAAAAAACCCUAGAUGGAACCAGAACACCCUUGCAGACUCCUGAGCCACUCUCAAUGCUGUCCUUCCAGCAUUGGGUCAAGAGACAAAAAAAAGAGAUUUUGCUUGUAAUCUACUGACAGCAAAGAAUCAAACGGCACCUGACAACAGGACAGCGAAAGCCUUUAUUUAAUAGCAAUAAAAUAUUCAGUUAACACUAUUUCCAAACCAUACUUAAAUUAGACAAGAGCAGCAGUCUCUCUGGAAUUUCUGUACCCCAUAUUAUACAAAUAUAUAAUUUCAUAAAGGUUAAAGCACCGCAAACGGGUAAAUUUGCUCGGUACAAUAGUCUCUCAAAUGCUUUUGAAAUGUACACACUUCCUUCUAGGGUUUGUUGUGGCCCCAUAGAUCCAGGUGCUUCUCUUUUCUUUGUAAUGUCCCAACUUAAUCUCAUAGAGCACUUCUUUGUGUGGAUAAGGACUCUGUGGCCUUCCAGAGGUCGAACCACAGUUCCCAUCAUUCUUGACUGCUCAACAUGCUACCAGGGCUGAAGCCCAACAAUAUUCAGACAGCCUAUAUUAGUGCACUGCAGUUUGUUUAAAAAACAUACUUAUCUUAGUUCAAAUUAAACUUUUAAAGAUUUAAAUGGCUCUUAAUUCCUUAAAAGAUAGCAUAAAAUAAAAAAAUAAAACAUGAAA
Crotalus tigris (Tiger rattlesnake) is the source of this 2970-nucleotide messenger RNA. RefSeq names its product calcium binding tyrosine phosphorylation regulated (gene CABYR). Bases 257 to 1894 code for a protein of 545 amino acids. NCBI's taxonomy places the organism in Eukaryota, Metazoa, Chordata, Lepidosauria, Squamata, Viperidae. The transcript is spliced from 6 exons. Gene Ontology annotation, molecular function: calcium ion binding. The record is from RefSeq and is a predicted model, not a curated record. Gene Ontology annotation, cellular component: sperm fibrous sheath; cytoplasm. Gene Ontology annotation, biological process: sperm capacitation.